AUGUCAAAAAUUGUGCACGACGCCGUUCAAAGUCUCUUCCCAGGCAAUUGUUUCGAGGAGUUGCUGAUCAACUUCAACUUCUUCCAUCCAACAUGCCCAAAAGCAGUGCUCAGUCGUGGACUUGGAUUCGCCAUUACACUUGGCUCGAUUCUCCUCUUCGUUCCGCAGAUUUUGAAAAUUCAGGCGGGUAAAAGUGCGCAGGGAAUCUCCGCCUCUUCACAACUUCUCGCUCUCGUCGGAGCUAUUGGAACGGCUUCGUACAGUUAUCGAUCAGGAUUCGUUUUCAGCGGAUGGGGAGAUUCGUUCUUCGUCGCUGUUCAACUUGUGAUCAUUCUCCUUCAAAUCUUCCUGUUCAAUGGACAAACAGCUCUCUCAGUUGGAUUCCUAGGAGUUGUGUCUGCUGUUGCUUACGGUGUUAUCAGUAAAACCAUCCCAAUGUAUGUGUUGACAUACGUUCAAACCGCCGGAAUCCCGAUUGUCGUUGUGUCGAAGCUCCUUCAAAUCUCUCAAAACUACCGCGCCCAAUCCACUGGUCAACUCUCACUGAUCUCCGUGUUCCUUCAGUUCGCUGGAACUGUCGCCCGAGUGUUCACUUCUGUUCAAGACACUGGCGACUCGCUUCUCAUCAUCUCCUACUCAACAGCCGCCGUGCUCAAUGGUCUCAUUUUCGCCCAAUUCUUCAUGUAUUGGUCCAACGCGGAAGCGACUAGAAAGAAGAGAAACUAG
This is a messenger RNA of Caenorhabditis briggsae, 726 nucleotides long. Gene Ontology annotation, biological process: oligosaccharide biosynthetic process. The coding region runs from base 1 to 726 and encodes 241 amino acids. Lineage: Eukaryota; Metazoa; Nematoda; Chromadorea; Rhabditida; Rhabditidae. The transcript has 4 exons. The record is from RefSeq and is a predicted model, not a curated record.